Rhincodon typus (whale shark) is the source of this 1454-nucleotide messenger RNA. RefSeq names its product proteasome 20S subunit beta 9. Gene Ontology annotation, cellular component: proteasome core complex. NCBI's taxonomy places the organism in Eukaryota, Metazoa, Chordata, Chondrichthyes, Orectolobiformes, Rhincodontidae. The record is from RefSeq and is a predicted model, not a curated record. The coding region runs from base 522 to 1187 and encodes 221 amino acids. The transcript has 5 exons.
UUUCACAGGAGCAUGAUUGUAAAAAUAACAUUCAGGCUCAUAUAAUAGGACAGAUACCCAAAAGCUCAGUGAAAGAGACCUGAAAGGAGUGGCAGUUGAAGCGUUAAGCAGCAUCAAGAGAGAACUGCAAUGCUCCAUAAAUCAGCCAAAACUCAGGGUUAAUUGUGUGUUAACUCACAACAAAUCCCAAUCCCCUAUUGUCCCACUGUUCACUAACUUCUAUCGGCUGUCAAUUAUUUAUUAUCUUAUUCGCUCAUGAGGCAUGGGCAUCACUGUCAUUAUUUAUGGCCUGUCCAUAGUUGCUCCUUGAGAAGGUGGUAGUGAGCUGCCUUCUUGAACUGCUGCAGUCCAUGAGCUGUAGGUUGAUCCACAAUGCUAUUAGGGAGGGGAUUCCAGGAUUUUCCCACUUGUUGAAGAAGCCAGAAAGAGAAGGCAUAGAUUAAAAGUGAAAUGCAAAGAGAGUAAGGGUGAUGUGAGAAAUAAACUUUCUCACACAUUGAGUAGUUAGGCUCUGGCCCAGAAUGUGGUGGAGGCAGGUUCAAUUUACACAUUCAAGAUGGUAUUGGAUGAUUUCUUGGGACAAAAAUGGUGUGGAGGGAGAUGAAGAAAAGGCAGGACAUUGCCACGAGAACAUAAAACUGGAGCAGGAAGCAGUCCCUGAGAUACUCGGAGCCAGCAGCUUCCCAUUCACUCCCUGGAAAACAGUCUCCUUGUCCAGGUGCGGACACUCCAGGUGGGCGAGGACGUGGACGGAAAUCAAGAGGAUGUCCCAAUAUUCCAGGAAUCUGGGAUGUACCUCGUUGGAAGUCAGGACAGGGACCACGAUAAUCGCAGUGGAAUUUGAUGGCGGGGUGGUGAUUGGCUCCGAUUCUCGUGUCUCUGCUGGGGAGGCGAUCUGUAACCGUGUGAUGAACAAGCUGUCCCCGCUGCACGAUCGGAUUUACUGUGCCCUGUCCGGUUCAGCCGCCGAUGCCCAGGCCAUAGCCGAUUCUGUCAACUACCAGCUGGAACUACACAGCAUUGAGACCGGAGAUGCCCCAUUGGUGCAAGCUGCAGCCUCUGUGGUCAAAAACAUCAGCUACAAGUACAAGGAGGAGCUGUCAGCUCACCUGAUCGUUGCUGGAUGGGACAGGAAGAGGAAAGGACAGGUAUCUGUGCAUGAACAACAUUUAUGGUCUUCCCACUGACACCAGCUCUUAUCCUUCAGAGAAACCAGAGUGAGAUGUAUGUGAUUUAGAUAUCGCAAUUAAUAAACAAGAAAGUUCUCCAUCCUGUAUUUGGAAAUCCCAGAGAGAAAAAAAAACACAGUAAAACUUCUGAAUGGUGCAUUCUGGUCUGGCUUGAACUGUACAGCUCAGAGCAGUGCUCCAGUUCAUUUCCGAGUAUUUCUGUUUUUCUUAGUGUUUUUUCCCUCUGGAUAUAAGUGGAUGAGAAGAACAAUUCCUUCAAAUCUC